AUGGCGAGCGACUGGGAACGAUUCAAGGACGAGAUCGUGUGGCUCUAUCUUGCAGAGGGUCUCACACUCGAUCAAGUUUCGUCGCAAAUGGUUCGGGAACAUGGCUUCGACAAGAAAAAGCACCAAUACGAGUACAUGCUGAAGAAAUGGAAGAUCAGUAAGAAUACGAAGAAGAAGAUGUGGGAAUACGUCAAUCAUAUUGUGCAAAAGAGAUACAAGCAACGGAAAGCGUCCCAAGUACACUUGCAUGGCAUUCAGCUCUCGGACGCCCGCGUCAGAAAGGCAUUACAGAGGUACGGCCGGAUAUCAUUGGCUGAAAAGUAUGGAGCAGCGCCUAGUCCACAAAGCCCAGAGGGGCAGAUAAUACGUAUAAGCAGUCCCCCUGCCCCAGAGAAGCAGGUUGUGUGGCCAGAGAACUUGCCGUGGGUACAGUUUGAUAGAACAGUCCAAUUGGUCCAUCUUGAGAUAGCUGAGCCAUUAGUGGACUCAAUCUUGCGGGCAUUGGCUACAUCCAGACUAGGCACCCGCGUCGUCGACGAUUCCGCCGUCUCUACAGCCUUACGCGAACCCUUAGAUUGGGUAGCAACUCUGAGUCAGACGCUUCCCCAUCUCGAUGAUCAUGCAGGAGAAUUAGUGGCAUCUUCACAUAUCCAAAAGCCAGACAUUAGAGCGACGCGAGCUUUCAAGGCUUUGCUAUUUCAAAUGUCAAACAAGAAGCUUAACGUGAAACAUCCUCUACUAGCCCAGAACAUGAUGAAAUUGAUCCACGGGCUCUGCCGGGAAAUUCCUACAGCCGUGGAUCGCCUUUUAGACUCUACGGAUCCCACCUCAGCCGCCGUCAAAGAGACUUUAUUCGCAACUGUGGUGAGGUUUGGCCAUUCACUGCUGGUUCCCAGGUUUUUGGCAGCUGGCACAAAUCCAAACAACCUUAUCGAUUGUACCCUUCGAUUCAAAACGAAUAUGCAACGUGGUAAAGCCUUUUUCAGGCGAGAGCGAUGGCUCAGCCGAGUGACGCCCUUACAACUCGCGUCUGCAGCAGGUGACAUGGAAACAGCUAGUGUACUACUAGAAUAUCAAGCGAAACCGGACCUUGGAGACCCUACGCCUCUUCAAAUUGUCUGUUCAUUACCGCCAAAACCUGAUAGCGUGAAACUCGCCAGACUCCUCUUACAAUACGGUGCACAACCCGACACUACCCGACAUGACAUCUUGCUACCGCCGCUCAUGGAGGCAGUGGCUUGCGGAAACAAAGAAAUGGUUCGGUUUCUUCUUAGUGUGGGUGCUGCAGACAAAAUCGUUUCUCUUGACAACAGCAAAUAUUCUAUCUCCAUCUACCCUUCACAUCUCCGUGUCGACUUUCUGUACCUCGUUUAUGGUUACCCUAGGACAGAUCAUGAACGCCUAAACCUGUACAAAAACCAUGCUACCAUCACAGCGUUGCAGAUUGCGACGAUCAUUCAUGAUACCAACAUCACGGAGAUGCUGAUUCUAUCUUUCCCUCAUCCGGACGAAGGUUUGGUAUGCCGUUUCUUGAACCUGUAUCCUGGGAUAAGAGAUGAUAAAGUGUGGAUCAACUCAGCCUUUUGUGCUGUAGCAUGGAGCCUGGAUUGCCGAAUCGCACGUAUAUUGCUCGGAUAUGGAGUCAUACCUCAAUGGCACGAGGGUUAUAUUAUCUCUGCUGUCCAAGCAGCUGCAUUGUAUGGAAACGUUGACCUGAUCAGGCUGCUUCAUUCUUGCGGGUACGACAUCAAUGCCUCCGUUAUGCUGCUUCCUCCUCCUACGUCUAAGAGCAAAACGAUACUCUUAGAACACUGGACGCCACUUGAGUGUGCAAUUUACUUGGGACAUAGCCAGUUAGCACAAUUCCUAUUGCGACUCGGUGCCUGGUGGGCUGCAAGUACGUUGAAUCUAGCAAUCUGGUUUGGAAACGAUGAACUGGUUCUUGAUUUGCUCGCAAGAGAUGCCAACAUUACCAGUAUCCUACAUGGGCUAUAUCCACUUCAAAUUGCAGUCAGACAACAGAAGGGACUGGCCUUAAUUCGCAAGCUGGUCGAGGCCGGAGCUAGAUUCCAGGGGGACGAACUUAUCACGGUAGUCCGAAAUAACGACCUCGAUGUUGCUGGCUAUAUUAUGGCUUCUGGAACCGACAUUCUUGCUACGAGUACAAAUGGGGAGACUAUACUGGAUGCCGCAGCCCAGUCGGGAAACCUGUUCAUGAUGCAGAGAUACUUUUCUUAUGGUGGACAAUACACCUCGAAAGCACUUUUCGGGGCCGUCAAAACGGCCACGGCAACAUCUGACCAUAGUGCAGUCAAAUAUCUAUUACAAUUCCGACCUUCGGGGCCCAUGGACGCUUACGAAGUCACCAGCCUUGUCCAAUCCAUACUGACGAAUAACCGCAUUCUUGUUGACCUGUUUCUCGAUCUUCACCCUGGUCUUGCCACAUCAUACUUUUGCUGGCAUACAGAAUGGUCCAAGAGACCUUAUCUUCAGAUCUGGGAUCAGAUUGGGCUCACGGUCUUUGAGCCGAGAAGUAGAUGUGCUAAUUCGGCUUGUCCUAGCAGAAUCUCACCAUUGUGGGCCGCAGCACACAUGCUACAAGAGCCACUGGUGAAGGACCUGAUCAUUCGCAAUCACCCACCACACGCGUUCUUGCUCGAGUCGGCGCUGUACGACCGAACGUUUUCCAGCAAGGAGAUACAGGAGCAGCUGACCACGGCUUAUCCGCUUUCAUCAAUUAGAGACAGGACAUCACGCCGCAUACUUCUGACAACGGCUAUUUUGUCGGAUGCGAGGCCCGAACUUCUCCAGCAACAUGUCAACGGCCUCAGAAACCUUAACUUUGCGGGUGAUGAUGAAUCAAGAACUUGGAAUCCAUUGCAGCUCGCCGCAGAGAAGAGCAACAUUGGAUGCGUCAGAAUCCUCCUCAAGGCCGGGGCCAAUGUUAAUACACCGGCAACAGGCGACUGUGGCCAGACGGCGUUGCAGGCUGCAGUCGGAGAGGGAAAUUUUGAAAUGGUAAUGCUUCUCCUUAAGCAUGGCGCUGAUGUCAAUGUACUGGGAGGAACCGGCGUUAGCUCCACCACAGCUUUGCAGCUCGCAGUUCGGAAAGGAAAUCUCGAGAUGGCAAUGCUUCUCCUUGAGCAUGGCGCUGAUGUCAAUGGGCCACCUUCGGCCUUCUUGGGCAUGACUGCUAUCGAGAUAUCAGCAGUAAGGGGAUUCAUUGACAUAACAGCGCUCCUUCUCCCUCGUGUAGCUCUCCAAGGGCGCAUGAGGCUACACUUCGUAAGAGCUGUUUGCUUUGCGGCGCAAAAAUGUCAACACGCCACAGCAGAGCUCCUGAAGAAGCAUGGAGGUUGGACAGAGAGGGACCCUGAUUCUGGGUUGGAGCUACCAGCUGAAGGCUUAACGAUGCUGGGAGACCCAUUCGAGGAAUUGGGUUCUAUACAGGUCACAGAAGUUGCCGAGAGGUCGCUUGAUCUGUGUGAUCCUGUGUCAAGGUGGCUGGACGACUUUGUCGGAUACUACUUUGAGAGCAUUGAAUAA
This is a messenger RNA of Neoarthrinium moseri, 3546 nucleotides long. RefSeq lists its product as uncharacterized. Gene Ontology annotation, molecular function: protein binding. The transcript has 6 exons. Lineage: Eukaryota; Fungi; Ascomycota; Sordariomycetes; Amphisphaeriales; Apiosporaceae. The coding region runs from base 1 to 3546 and encodes 1181 amino acids. The record is from RefSeq and is a predicted model, not a curated record.